Molecule: messenger RNA, 2463 nt
Organism: Schistocerca piceifrons (Central American locust)
Lineage: Eukaryota; Metazoa; Arthropoda; Insecta; Orthoptera; Acrididae
Exons: 7
Coding region: 1-2463 (820 amino acids)
Source: RefSeq, a predicted model, not a curated record
AUGCACCACAUUGUCACAGCACAACAGUUAAUAAACAUCAGAAUGUGGUCAAGACCAAGCAGUUUGAGCAUUCAAAACAGACAUCCAUUGCUACAGUGCAGCAAAUUCAGACAAGCCACGUGUAGAGAAUGCAAGGCUGUUGUGAUGCGCAACAACUUGAGCUACAACUGUCUGAAGAAUGGUCACAGGGCUUUUCAGUGCAACUCCAUUACCUGUCAUACCUAUGGUAAAUGGCACCACACGUUGUUACAUGCAGAAUCACAAUGGACACAAGAUGCACCAAGCAAGGAGUGUACAGGUGACAUGCAACACAAACACAAUGGCAAACAUCCAUCAACUACAUCGAGCUAUUGUUCACUGAAGACCAGUCCAGGCAAACAAGUACUCCUUGCGACACCGAGAAUAAGAUUCUGGGUCGCAGUCAUGCUUCAUAUCGGAAACAUGUGCACAAUGCCUCAGACUUCAAAGCUGGCACGGCAGAAUACCGAUUCAAGGAAUAGGUGCAACCUGCUCCGAUACAAAACACCUUGUCUCUAUACUAGUGGGCUCCUGUGUAAGGGACUUUGUCAUCUGUCAAUAACCGAUACCUUGCCUGAACAAAUAAUUGAUCCCAGUACGUGGCACUUGCCACAUGUACAACACACUGAUCCAGAGUUUUGGUCACCUGAAAAGAUCGACGUGUCACUAGGAGCAGAAUUUUGUCCAUACAGUCACAAAUCAAGGAGUAUCUCUGUAGGAGCUGAUCAUCCUGUACUUCAAGAGAAAGAACUAGGUUGGCUCAUAUCUGGUCAGUAUCUAACGGUAGAGCACAAUAUUUCGUCACGGCAGCCAGUCGUGUCGUGCUUCAUAAAAACGAAGAUGGAAGUUCAAAUGCUCUUGAAGAAAUUCUGGGAAAUAGAAGAAUUAAAUCAUGAUGUAAUGAUGAAAGAAGAAGAACAACGUGAAGCACACUUCGUGCAACACACAAAAAAAGAUUCCGCAGGCAGGUUCAUUGUCCAUCUUCCAUUUCGCCAAGAGCCAAGUAAAUUAGGUGGAUCUUUCAACACUGCAGCAAAACGCUUCUCUCAAGUUGAACAGACACUGGCGAGACACCUGAAGCUUAAAGAAAGUUACACGCAGUUUAUAAGGGAAUAUGAAGGCUUAGAACCUAUGGAACCAGUAGCUACACAUGCUGCCAUUUCAUACUACAUGCAACACCAUGUAGUUCUUAAGGAAGCCAACUCGAGUACCAAAACACAAGUAGUUUUUGAUUGUUUGGCCAAAACAAGCUCUAAUUUGCCCCUAAACAGUUUGUUGAUGGUUGGACCAACGAUUCAAUCAGAUUUGUGCUCCAUAAUAUUACACUUCCACAUGCAUCGCAUUGCCUUCAUGGCUGACAGAGAGAAGAUGUAUCGACAAGUUCUGGUAGCAGAUGAAGAUCGCGCCUAUCAAAGAAUACUGUGGAGGAGUAAGACAUCUGCACCACUGCAGGAAUAUCAGUUAAAGACAGUCACAUACAGAAUGGCCUGUACAUGUUUUCUUGCAGUACGAUGUCUGUCACAAUUAGCUCAUGAAGAGGGCAGAUGUAACAAGGCAGCAAACAUUCUUGCUAAUGACUUCUAUGUGGACGAUUGUAUCUCAGGUUGCGAUACAGUAGAGACUGAAAUCAAAGUCCAGCAAGGUGUCGCGAAGCUUUUGAAGAAAGAUCGUUUCUCAUUACGGAAGUGGUCCAGUAACAGUAUGGAAUUCUUCGAGAAUAUCCCUUCAGUAUUAAGAGAGACACAAGUACCCUUACGGCUUGAUAACAACAAGGAUAUUAAAGCUUUAGGUUUACUCUGGCACCCAGCUGCUGAUCAGUUCCAAAUUGUUAAUAAUGUCAAGCCAGCGUGUAAGGUCCACAGCUUCACAAAACCCAUUCUUCAGUUAAUAUGGGAUGAACCCUUGCCUCAAGAGCUGAAUUGCAUGUGGCAGACACUAUACAGAGAGUGCUUCAGGAUAGCACAAGAAGAUACAUAUGCAACGGCAAUCCAUCAGUUGAAGACCAUAAAGCUAGUGGAUAAAAAUGGCAAGCUCAAAUCACCGCAUCCUAUCCUCAUUGACAUGAGACUGCUACAGCUCGUGGGAGACCUGCCACGCCCACGUGUAGAAGCUGUGAGGCCUUUCUUCAAUUGUGGGUUUGAUUGCACAGGACAAUUCUAUGUGAAAGCAGGCUCACAGAGAUCCAAAUUAAAGGAAAAGUGCUCCGUUGCCCUGUUUCUAUGCUUGGCUACACGAGCAGUGCUUUGGAGUCGUUAUCAGCAGACACAGGUGGAAAGCUUUAUGCACAAAGAAGCCACCGAUUGGCACUUCGUUCCUCCUGCGUCACCAAACUUUGGCGGAGUAUGGGAAGCUGGAGUGAAGUCCUUCAAUUACCACUCACAGCGAAUGAUGGGAAGCGUAUGUCCAACUUUCAAAAAAGCUGACAAUCCUGACUUGCCAGAUUGA